Messenger RNA from Populus trichocarpa (black cottonwood), 1870 nucleotides. Its product is annotated as thymidylate kinase. Gene Ontology annotation, cellular component: mitochondrion; cytoplasm; nucleus. Bases 883 to 1665 code for a protein of 260 amino acids. Lineage: Eukaryota; Viridiplantae; Streptophyta; Magnoliopsida; Malpighiales; Salicaceae. The record is from RefSeq and is a predicted model, not a curated record. The transcript has 7 exons. Gene Ontology annotation, molecular function: ATP binding; dTMP kinase activity. Gene Ontology annotation, biological process: dUDP biosynthetic process; dTDP biosynthetic process; dTTP biosynthetic process.
AAAAAAAUAAAACGUUUUUUUUUUAGACUAAAAAAAUCAAAAUCACCCUGCAGUCUUCUUGCUCCCGCCACGAGCCAUCCUCAACAGCAACCAGCCUCCUUCUCUCCCUAGUCGCCACCUUCACCAGCCCUUGACCAUACAAUCUCCAUCUUCCUCUCGCCAUCUCCUCUCAAUCGUGAGCUACUGUGACCCAAACACCAUCAGCCACAACAACCCAAAACCAGCCACCAUCAGCAAAACCGACCUCCGCUGACCAGAGCCGCCUCUUUCCUUUCCUUGGUCUCUGCCUCAAAACCGACACUUUUUUUUCUCUCCAUAAAACAGAGACCACGGAUCUCCUCCAAAACAACCUCCACAGCAGCCUCUUCCGCGCAACUGACACCACCAGCCGACACCAACACCUACACCGCGACAACCAUCCAACGCCGCUCACACCUGCAACUGCAACAAAAAAAGAGAGACUGAGAUAGUAGAGAAUCGGGAAGAAGAUAAAAUAUCCCGUGAUUGUUGUGGAUUUUUAUUUUUGCAGGUGAUAUUGAUUCUCACUGCAGGCACAUCUCGUUCUCUUUCUCCGCGCCGUUUCUUGCUUCUGAUGUUAAAAAAAUUCCCAAUUUGAAUCCGGUACUCAAUAGCCCAUCGAAGCUUUUGGAAAAUCAAAACUCACUUUUACGGCUAGGCUCAACUCCACAAGCACGGGCAACUAAACUAAACUAAAAUCAGGUGCCUUUAGAUCUAAAAUGAUGGAAAGCUAUUUUAGGCGUUGAAGGAGGAAUACAACGUGAUUUGAGAUUGAUUGCCUUUAUUUAGUUAGUGAUUUGGGUUUAAACCCAACGUUUUUUUAUUUGCUUUGUUGACUGUAUAGGCUAUUAAGUUUGGAGGGACAUGAUACAUGCCUGCUAUUUUACCAAGGCUUUAAAUUUGAGGGCUUUAACAGCAAGGAGGUUAUUGAGUUUUGGCCUUGACCAUCCCAACAAGUGUUGUGUUAGCUCAAUAAGAAUGGAAUCCAGUAGUAAUUGCAACCUGAGGGCUAGCAGCAGUGAGUCAAGAGGUGCCUUGAUAGUUUUAGAAGGAUUGGAUCGUAGCGGAAAGACUUCACAAUCUAGUAGAUUACUGUCUUACUUGGAGGGACUAGGGCAUUCGACUGAAUUAUGGAGAUUUCCUGAUAGGAGUACUAGUGUUGGACAAAUGAUAUCUGCAUAUCUUUCGAACAAGUCACACUUGGAUGACCGCACGAUCCAUCUCCUUUUCAGUGCAAAUAGAUGGGAAAAGAGAUCAUUGAUGGAAACUCAACUGAAAAAUGGAACCACUCUUGUUGUUGACCGUUAUUCUUAUUCUGGAGUGGCCUUUUCAUCUGCAAAAGGACUUGAUAUUGAAUGGUGCAAGGCACCAGAGGUUGGCUUGCUGGCUCCGGAUAUUGUUUUGUACCUUGACAUACCACCAGAGAAAGCUGCUGAAAGAGGAGGCUACGGAGGUGAAAGAUACGAGCAACUUGAGUUUCAGAAAAAAGUUGCAAAAUGCUAUCAGGCCCUGUGUGAUUCCUCCUGGAAGGUCAUUGAUGCUUGCCAACCCAUUGAAGAUAUUGAGAAACAACUGCAAGAUGCUGUCCUGGAUCAUGUCAUGGCAUGUGAAAGAGGGAGACCCCUCUCCUAUCUUUGGCCUCGUUAAUUUUUAUAUUGGAGGAUGGUUUUAAAUGCUUAUCUGACAAAGGCAACUCAAAUGUUCGAUGAUGUGUGGUUGGUUGUGUUUUAUAAUUCGUGUUCAAAUAUUGUUUUCAGCCUUCCUUUUCCUUAUACAUGGAUGAUGGCAUAACAUUAUGGUUUAUUUUUCAUCCUGAGCUAACGUCUGGUAAUAUAGUUAUCUCUUUUGCUUU